This is a messenger RNA of Brassica oleracea var. oleracea, 1446 nucleotides long. Its product is annotated as squamosa promoter-binding-like protein 13A. The record is from RefSeq and is a predicted model, not a curated record. NCBI's taxonomy places the organism in Eukaryota, Viridiplantae, Streptophyta, Magnoliopsida, Brassicales, Brassicaceae. The transcript has 4 exons. Gene Ontology annotation, cellular component: nucleus. Gene Ontology annotation, molecular function: DNA binding. The coding region runs from base 264 to 1289 and encodes 341 amino acids.
AAGCUUCAUUUUUAAACUUAGUAAUAGAUUAUUUUUUUCUUUUAGAUUUUUUUUUAUAGAUUUUUUCUUCACCUUCUCUUAUGCAUUAUUGCAGCAGCAGCCACUCUUGUUGUCUCCACUUUCUCUCGCUAAACCCAUCAACUCUCUUUCUCACUUGCCAAUUUUUUUGUAUAUUUCGCUCUUCUCUUUUUUGAGUUUCUUCUACUGACCACUGGUAGGUGCAUGGAUUUGUGAGUGAAGAAGGAGAAGGAAAAAAACUUUAAAUGGAUUGGAACUUCAAACUCAGCUCCGGUUAUUUCUCUGAAUUCGACCAAGAAUCUGUACCGGAUUUAACCCCAGUCGAUGCAUCGAUCUCGUUCGGUAGGUCAUCCUCAUCACCAAGAAGAUUGCAGCCAAAAGAAGAUUUCCCAUUUGAUCUGAAACUUGGAAGAAACAUCGUAAACUCCUCUUCUUCCUCCUUCUCUGCUUAUGGUAAGACAGAGAAAGUGAUAAGUCUUAGUAAGUUGAAAGAGAGCGCCUCUGAGGCUUCAAGAAGCUCCAAGAGGACAAGAGGGAACAACCAGAUCCCGAUUUGUCUGGUUGAUGGAUGUGAUUCUGAUUUUAGUAACUGUAGAGAGUAUCAUAAAAGACAUAAGGUCUGUGAUGUCCAUUCUAAAACUCCUGUGGUUACAAUCAAUGGCAAUAAACAGAGGUUUUGUCAACAAUGCAGCAGGUUUCAUGGUUUGGAAGAGUUUGAUGAAGGUAAGAAAAGUUGUAGGAAACGUCUUGAUGGACACAAUCGAAGAAGACGGAAGCCUCAGCCCGACCAUACCGAUCGUACUGCAACUUUCUUCCAAGGUAGCAAAUUGCUGGAUUUUUCUAGCUCUCCACACGUGUUUCCAACUACAUCUGUUGUGAGUCCGAGCUGGGGAAACGGUCUUGUAAGCGUAGCUAUGCCCAAUGGUUCAAGUUACGGGCAGAACCAGAGCUAUGCUGGCUCCUGUCCUGCAAAGACAGGCAUUACGUUCCCGAUAUCUUCUUCUCCAAACAGCAGAGGGAAACAGUUCCCUUUCUUGCAAGAAGAAGAAGACAGCUCGAGAAUGACGAGUUGCAUCCAUGACUCUGAUUGCGCUCUCUCUCUUCUGUCAUCAUCCUCCUCUCAUUUGCUUCAGCCACAGCCACCACUUUCUUUGUCCCAAGAGACCGUUUUUUAUGGGUCCGGAUUCUUUGAGAAUGCGAGUGCAGUCUCUGAUGGAUCCGGUAAUGAGGCUGUACCUCUUCCGCAAACGUUCCCUCCGUUUCACUGGUAGAUAGAAUCAGAAAGAUGUAUGUCUGCGUCGUCUCGUUCUCUAUUCUCUUCUCUUUCUCUCUAGUUUUUCAAACUUUUGUAAUUUAUAAGCAGUACACUGUUGUAGCAUGACGCAAGUUUCAACAAUUAUGUUUAAAGCAGAACUUUACUAAAUUUUG